This is a messenger RNA of Darwinula stevensoni, 4261 nucleotides long. The record is from the annotation of a GenBank genome assembly. Lineage: Eukaryota; Metazoa; Arthropoda; Ostracoda; Podocopida; Darwinulidae.
CAAUGCUAAAGGUGGUAUGAAAUGAAUGCAAAACCACAAUAACUGAGUUGAUUAUAGGCCUAUCAGGUCACUAUUCACUGAGCCGAGUGAUCUGAGCAAAACUCUGUGUACUCACGUGCUCCAGGACUGAGAACGCAAUCGCCGAAAUUACGAAGGAACAUGGCUGCGUCCUGAUCCUCUGCUGUCCGGCAUGGGCUGAAUCAGCUAGUUACUAGAAAUCGUCAGGCCUAAAAAUACUUGCUUUCAUGAGUGUCAUUUGAAACGCAUGUUGACUUCAACUUGAGUGCGUUUGCACGAAGCUGGACAGGUGUAGGCCUACAUUCCGAAAAUGGCUAUUGAUAUAGCCGUCCAGAAUAUGAACGUUCAGCUGACCAACUUUUUCAAUGAUGUUUUGAAAGUGGAAGCUAUUGAAGAGGCUUUUGCCCCCUUCAUGGUUCAUAGUAAGGAGAAUGAACAGAACAAACUUGAUGCCUACAAAGAGGAACUGAGAAGUCUGUUCUCUAACAACCAAGGAGAGGUCCAAGAUUUUCACCUUGUACAGGAAGCUAGUUUGAAGCAUUUUGUUUCCCUUCUGAGUGGUCAAGACAAUACAAAGCACUGCAAAGUUCUCUUCAGCCUCCUUGAACAUGUUGCAUCUGAGAAUGUUAUAUCUACAAGGUCAUUAUGUGAAGCAUUGCUGUCAGCUGACCAGCUAUCAUAUAAGAGCAAAGAGUAUUGGCUUGGAUCCUUCAGCCUUGUCAAGAGGAUGAUCACAAAUGUGGAAUAUAAGGGAGUUCGAGAAAUCAUGAAGAUGGCAAUAGAGAAGUCAAGCUGCCUCCCAGCAACCCUUGAAGAGUCAGAAGUUCCUCAGGCAAAGGCACUCUAUGAAUUGGUGGAAUAUAUUUUUGACCGAAAUGCCUGCCUCUUACCAGGAUACUUUGUCAUAAAUGAAAUUCUGAAGGCAUAUCCAGAGAACAGACAUUGGCCUCAUUGGAUGCUGGCUCCCUUGCUAUCUGGUUUUGUGGACAGUUUCCGCCCAACUGCACAGAUGGUUUCUCUGAUGAACCGGACAAACUUGUUACCGGUUGUGGAUCAGACAGGUCCCUCUGGUCAAGCAGUCAGUGGGUGGAAGUUGGAGCCACCAACAUUACGGUUUUCCAUCAAAGGGAAUCUGCCAUACACCAAUGAGUAUUUGCAGCCUCAAAGCAAGCUUCUCAGAUAUGUUCUGGAGCAGCCAUACUCCAGGGACAUGGUCUGCUCCAUGCUAGGCCUCCAGAAACAGCACAAGCAGCGAUGCAUGGUUUUAGAGAAUGAACUAGUGAAUUUGAUUGUUGAUGCGAUGGAGCGACAUGAAGAGAGAGCAUCUGACAGCCCUGGCUAUCGACAUCCUCCAUCACAUUGGCAACAUCUGUCUGCUCAGCUCAUCUUCUUUGUACUCUUCCAAUUUUCUAGUUUUCCACACAUGGUCCUGGAGUUCAUAAACAAACUGUCAGGGAAGAAAAUACAGAAAGCCAGAGACCAUCUUAUGUGGGCUCUCCUCCAAUUCAUCUCUGGCAGUAUUCAGACAAAUCCUUUAAGUGACUUUCUCCCUGUACUGAAACUCUAUGACCUUCUCUACCCUGAGAGAGAGCCUUUGCCUGUUCCGGAUGUUAAUGACCCCCUUUCCUGUCAUCAAAUGGCUCCUGUGUGCAUUUGGAUCCACUUGAUGAAGAAAGCCCAGUUGGAAGGUGUGAGCGUGCACAGACCAUUGCCUAUUGCCCUCAAGACUCACCAUGAAUACCUUCAACACUUUGUUCUGAAUAACAGUCCUCCAUUGACGGUUGGCACUGACUACCGUGUGGCUCUCCUCUGCAAUGCUUUCUCAACAAAUCAGGAAUACUUUCCACGUCCAAUGGGUGCUCUGGUAGAUUCAUUGCAUGCACAUCAGAAGAUCCAGACUCAAAUGCCAGGGACAAACUGUGUUGCUGGAGGACCAGCCACCCCUCUCCCAAUGGAGAUUCUGGAUGCGUUGACAGUUCAUGCCAAGAUGAGCCUCAUUCAUUCCAUUGCCACACAUGUGAUCAAGUUAGUGCAGACAAAAUCCACCUUGGCUCUUGCGCCUGCUCUGGUGGAGACAUAUAGUCGCCUCCUUGUCUAUACUGAGAUUGAGUCAUUGGGAAUCAAGGGCUUCAUUGCCAUCGUCUACAUCACAUUCAACCCCACUAUAGAGUACAGCUACUCUCUCAUCUCCAUAGUCUUUCUACUGUCCCACAAACUAAUCAUACCCAGCUUCAUCUUUGGCCUGGGAAGUAUGGAACUUCAACCACAGGGACAGCUGUCAAGAUUCCUGUCUGAACCAAAAAGCAUAGUGUCAUCUGAGUCUGAGGAACUCAACCGGGCUCUCAUCCUUACUCUUGCUCGUGCUGUUCAUAUCACAGGAGGAGAAUCAGUGUCAGGUCCUUGGUACAAGGAGCUGGUGAUGUGUGUACAAACUAGUACUCCCCUCACAUGGCCAUCUCACACUCUUCAGUGCUUUCCUCCUGGUCUAGCUGAGAUUUACAACAACUCCCCAACCACACUUGCUAAAGAUGUCAAGCAGCAGAUUAAGGGUGUUGGAAAGAAUUGGGCCAAGAGCACUGUGAAUCGGUGCAUUGAAGCUGUGAAUGAUCUCAUCUGGAAGUACCACAUUUUCCCCAUUGACCGCUUUAUCCUCUGCCUGAUUCUAAGGAAUCAUGAAGAAAGGGAGGCACAGGUCUGCUUCCUCAUCAUCCAGUUUCUUCUUGUCCGCUACACUGAUUUUCAGACCCGAGUAACUGAAUUUGUUCAUGACAACUCUCCUGAACAUUGGAAACUCAGCAACUGGCAUGAAAAGCAUUUGGCAUUCCAUAGCAAUUAUCAAGAGACAUUUGCACCUGAGGGACUGUUGGAUCAGAAUGCAGCCACCCUACCCAUUUACUUUGGCAAUAUCUGCCUCCGCUUCCUACCAGUGUUUGACAUGGUCAUUCAUCGAUACCUGGAGAUUGCCCCCAUGGUUUCUGUAGCUCGUACACUUGACCUCCUCCUGGACAGCAUUGGAUCUCUUUACAAGUUUCAUGACCACCCAGUGACAUACUUAUACAAUACCCUGCAUUACUAUGAGCGACGCCUAAGUGAACGUCAUGCGCUGAAGAAGAAGCUCGUGUCUGUGAUCCUUGGCUCUGGUGUCCACGGUCUAUCUCAUCUGUCCCAACCGAUGCAAGAAUACCUCAAUUUUCCUGGUGAUGACACAUCCUGGAUACCUGAACUGGACUACUAUGCCAAGAUUGUGCACCGCUUCGUCCAGACUUUACUUGGCAAGGAGAGCAUCUUUGAUGGGGAUUGGAGAUUCCAUGAAUUCCCCAAUGCAUCAGCUCAUGCCUUGUACAUCACAUGCACAGAGCUCAUGAGUCUCCCUGUUCCUGCUCCUACAGUAGGAUCAAAUCUAAUUGAUGUCAUCCUUAGGGGACACAGUGCCCUUCCUCGUGGAGUUCUGGGCUCUUGGAUCAAUGGAGUGGGUCUCAUUCUCACUUCCCUCCCUGAACCUUAUUGGCAGGUCCUCUUCGACAGAAUACUUGAGUUCCUCGACUCACCUCUCAUGACAUCAUACAAUUUGAAUGUGGACCCCUUCCAGUUAUUUGAUUUUUCUAAGGCUCACAACACUCUGACUCAUGUCCAGCCAGCAUAUCUCCUGGCAUUGUCUCAUUCCAUCCUCCAUCAUGCAGUGAUUCGACAGCUUGUUGGGCUUCCGCAAUUUUUGAAGGAAAAAGUUUGUCCACUGGUGAAGACAGAGGAGCAGCUCCUCUGGAUCUGCCACCUCAUUGGUCCCUCAUUGCGUCGCUUGCAUGCUGAAUGCACCCGUGCUCUCAUGGAUCUCACUGUUGCACUCUAUCAGCUCCUUCAGCAGGUUGAUAAGUGCCAACAAGUGCUUCGCUUCAUGGACACCAUCUGUGACCUCUUGUAUCCUUUCCUGUUUUCUCAUCUCAUGGGUGGGAUUGGGGGCCAGAAAAAUAGUCAGCCUGACAGAUUCCAUACCUCAAGCCUUAUGAGCACAAACACCUCGUCUGCUGCAGUUGUGCUAGAUGGACUAAGGAGUUGUCUUAUUCUUGUUAGGCAAAUAUGCACCCUUGACUGGAUGAAUUCCAGGUAUCAUAUCAAAUACAUGUUCACUGGUUACAUGGUGGAAUCUCAUGUGGAGCAGAUCAUUCGAAUGCUGAGACCUGCUCUCCAAAAGCGUCUCCGCUUCAUCACCCACUCCAACACUGAAGAACUUGGUGGUACAAAUUGA